UUUUAAACAACAUCUUCAUUUUUAUAUGUUUUCGGGUUGUUUUGAAUGGUGGUUUUGUUGAGUAAUUUAACUUUCUGAUAAGAAGUCGAAUUUAUUUGUGAAAUCAUCUGCAGAUUUUACGUAAUGGCAACUGAUAAAUAUAUUCUCACUGAUAUAGAUAAAAAGCAGGUUGAUAAUAAUGGAAAUGAGAAAUUUAUAGUUGCUAUUGAUCAAGGUACAAGUAGUUCAAGAGUGAUUAUAUUUUCAAUCAACAAUGGAAGUAUAAUAGCUAUGCAUCAAAUAAGUGUAACACAAAGUUAUCCGUCACCUGGAUGGAUUGAAAUGGAUGCUAAUCAGAUUUAUACAACAAUUCUAGAAUGUUUAAAUAAAUGUGUGGAACAAUUAAAAUCAGUAGAUAAAAGUAUUAAAGAUAUUAUUGGUGUUGGGAUUACAAAUCAACGUGAAACAACAAUUGCAUGGAAUAGUGAAACAGGUGAACCAUUAGCUCCAGCUAUUGUGUGGUCUGACGCAAGAACUGCUGAUGAUGUUAUAAAAUUUACACAAAUGGCGCCUGGUAAUAAAUCGAAUGCUUUUCAGGAUUUAUUUUAUGGAUUUUUCUAAGACAAAAAGCCUUUAUCUUCGGAGAUUAUAUACUAACAUUCAUCGUUUGUUAAUCAUAUUACAGGUUUACCGAUACAUAGUUAUUUCUCAGCUUUAAAAAUGAAUUGGUUACUAAAUAAUGUAAAGUCAGUGGUUAAAGCAGAUGAAGAAAAUAAAUUAUUAUUUGGCACAGUUGAUUCAUGGCUGAUAUGGAAACUAACUAGUCAGAUGUGCCAUGUUACUGAUGUGACGAAUGCAAGCCGUACACUACUAUUUAAUUUGAAUAAAUUGGAGUGGGAUCAUGAUCUAUGCCAAUUUUUUCAUAUUAAUCCACGUACACUUCCGAAAAUAGUAACAUCAUCUGAAUUAAUCGGUGUUAUUCAAGAUUCAAAAUGUUUAAUGAAAGGCGUUCCUAUUUAUGGGAUAUUAGGUGAUCAACAAGCAUCACUUGUUGCACAAACAUGGGGACUGUCCAGUUCUGUAGAUGAAAAUAAUUUACCAGAUAUAUCCAGGGUUAAAGUAACGUAUGGAACUGGAGCAUUUAUGCUAUGGAAUAUUGGUUGUCAACCAUAUUUUUCAGAUAAAGGUGUUCUAACCACAAUAGCUUAUAAAAUGGGUUCAAAAGGAAGACCACAUUAUGCUUUAGAGAACGAAGGACAUUAGAAACAUUUUUUGGGUGCUAUAUCAUUUUCUGGGGCUACAAUGAGAUGGUUGAAGACAAAACUGGACGUGUUUAAAGAUGAUGCGGAAUGUGAGAAAUUGUCUGCUUCAGUAUACAGAAAACAAAGAUUUAAUGAACCAGAUCCAUGCUAUUUAGUCCCAGCAUUUAGUGGUCUUUUCUGUCCAUGGUGGCAAGAAAGUGCACGUUGUGUCAUAUGUGGAAUCACAGCGAAUGUUGAUAAAUCUGAUCUUGUUUAUGCUGGCUUAAGAUCAUCUGUUUAUCAAACAUAUGAUGUUCUCUUUGUGGCUACUUUAGCUAAAGCUAAUAAUAAAUGCAAUUCAAUAGUUCCAUUAAUGGCAUUAAAAAACCAAAUGAAAUUAUUGUUGAUGGUGGAAUGUCCAAUAGUGACAUUCUUAUGCAAAGUUUAGCUGACAUUUUGAGGUGCUAUAUCAUUUUCUGGGGCUACAAUGAGAUGGUUGAAGACAAAACUGGACGUGUUUAAAGAUGAUGCGGAAUGUGAGAAAUUGUCUGCUUCAGUAUACAGAAAACAAAGAUUUAAUGAACCAGAUCCAUGCUAUUUAGUCCCAGCAUUUAGUGGUCUUUUCUGUCCAUGGUGGCAAGAAAGUGCACGUUGUGUCAUAUGUGGAAUCACAGCGAAUGUUGAUAAAUCUGAUCUUGUUUAUGCUGGCUUAAGAUCAUCUGUUUAUCAAACAUAUGAUGUUCUCUUUGUGGCUACUUUAGCUAAAGCUAAUAAUAAAUGCAAUUCAAUAGUUCCAUUAAUGGCAUUAAAAAAACCAAAUGAAAUUAUUGUUGAUGGUGGAAUGUCCAAUAGUGACAUUCUUAUGCAAAGUUUAGCUGACAUUUUGAAUGUAACUGUUCGACGUCAUAAUCAUUCUGAUGUUAUGACUGCAUUAGGUGCGGCAGUUACUGUGGCAUUAGCACUGGAUAUUAAUCCAACUGGAUUAUUGAAAAUUCGAGAAUAUUCGACUAAUAAACCAGAUGAAUAUCAGUCAACAUUUUAUUCAAAAAUUAAUUCAAAUGAUCGCGCCGUUAAAUUAUACGGUUGGCAUGAAUCAGUUAAACGAAGUUUAAACUGGAUAUCGAAUAAAUCAAUAAGUGAAUCACAGAAUACACUUUUCGAUUUAUUGGACCAUAUCUGUAAUGAGCAACAUGAAGAUGUGAAGAAAAUUAAAGAAAAUCAGUGUCCAUUGAAUUCAUCACAAAAAAUAUCGUUUGGUCUAACAGUUAUUGGUGUAUUUUUACUUGGACUGUUGGUUGGUCAGAGAAUUAAAUGAUGUGUUUACGUUAUGCUUUAUCAUAUAUAUGGGAGGCGAUGAUUUUAAUUUCAGAACGAACUAUCUUAUUAUCAGUCAUUUUAUCUAUUUAAUAAAAU
Molecule: messenger RNA, 2633 nt
Organism: Schistosoma haematobium
Lineage: Eukaryota; Metazoa; Platyhelminthes; Trematoda; Strigeidida; Schistosomatidae
Exons: 11
Coding region: 1708-2535 (275 amino acids)
Biological process (GO): glycerol metabolic process; triglyceride metabolic process; glycerol-3-phosphate biosynthetic process
Cellular component (GO): mitochondrion
Molecular function (GO): glycerol kinase activity
Source: RefSeq, a predicted model, not a curated record